AUGAAAUAUAAUAGAAAAGUGAGCAGUUCCAGAAGAACAUGCCGAAAGGCACAUUUUACAGCCAACGAUGCAAAGAGAAGAAUAAUCAUGUCAUCCGGGCUUAGCAAAGAAUUAAGAGAACAGUACGUCUUUAAGUCAUUCCCUGUAGUAAAAGGAGAUGAAGUACUUGUCCUUAGAGGAAACUUAAAAGGAAAGACAGGAAAGGUUGUAAAAGUGAACAGAGCCACUUACAAAGUAGUUUUGGACAUAUCUUACAGAGAAAAGAAGAAUGGACAGACUGCUUCAUUCGGUAUUUGCGCAUCCUCCCUUGUUAUAACAAAAUUAUGCAUGGACCAUAACAGACAAGCUCUUCUUGAGAAGAAGAAGGCUGCAAGAGUAGCAGGAGACCUUAGAAAGAACGAAAAAGAUGCAGCAACUGCUUAAAAAUAAUAAAUUGCC
This is a messenger RNA of Nematocida parisii ERTm1, 438 nucleotides long. Its product is annotated as 50S ribosomal protein L24. Bases 1 to 423 code for a protein of 140 amino acids. Gene Ontology annotation, biological process: cytoplasmic translation; ribosomal large subunit biogenesis. Gene Ontology annotation, cellular component: cytosolic large ribosomal subunit; ribosome. Lineage: Eukaryota; Fungi; Microsporidia. The transcript has a single exon. Gene Ontology annotation, molecular function: structural constituent of ribosome; RNA binding. The record is from RefSeq and is a predicted model, not a curated record.